Messenger RNA from Folsomia candida, 1642 nucleotides. RefSeq lists its product as uncharacterized. The transcript is spliced from 7 exons. The record is from RefSeq and is a predicted model, not a curated record. Lineage: Eukaryota; Metazoa; Arthropoda; Collembola; Entomobryomorpha; Isotomidae. The coding region runs from base 213 to 1487 and encodes 424 amino acids.
GGUUAUGUACAUAUGUACACAUUAUGUACAUAAUAUGUACGUACGUAUAUAAUGUUACAAAUGUAAAUAUAUUCUCGUUCAGCUGAUGAAAUCAGCAAAUUAUAAAUUCAAUUGUACUUAUUAUUUAUUUUGGAAGGUAUUAAGUUCUUCCAUUCGUAUUUUCUAAAGGUAUUAUAAUAUUUAACUAGAUUUGUAACCGCUUACACGCAAGCAUGGAAUUAAUGGAAUCAAUUUUCGAGAAUGAACUGUUACUUGGAGGCAUAUUCUCCUGGUUGGACCUGGAUACGAUUAAAAUAGUUCGUCUCGUGAACAGCAAGUAUAAAAGAGUCGCAUGGAAAAGAUUUUCAGAAAUUAGUCAUGUUUAUGUCCACCUACACCUCGUAUUGGGGACGGAUUUCGACAAUGCCCGGUUACAAUUGGACCUUAACGACCAGCCCUUUCUUACCCUGGAGUUGGGCGAAGAUAUCAAUACCGCCUUGAACGAUCAGCUCACACCUUUCAAAAAUUUUAAAUUGGAGUUCACAAUUAUUCAGAGAACAUUAAUCAGUGACAGAAGGAUAGAAGUGGUUUACUUUCGUUUGAACCAACUCAUUCGCCACCUGUGGCGUCCGAACGGCUCACUAAUUCAUUCCCUCUCGGUGCUCCUGUCGUCAGAGGUUGGCAAUGUUUCGAGGGAUUUAUUAGUCUCAAUUAUUCAGGCCUGUAAUUCUUUUUCGCACGUGGAAAUUGAACCCAAAGGAUACGUCCUACUUAAUACUUCCGACCUACCAAGGAUGACUUGUCACACGCUAAGAAUUAAUUAUGCUGCUUUUCGUUUCGGAAAUUUAUCAAACUCCUUCUCAAAUUUUGAGAACAUCAAAAAAAUCAUUUUAGAGGACGCGUCUUCAAUAAAUUUGGAUACAGUUGUCCGAGCAAUUUUUGAUAAUGGGGAGCAAUUCAGAAACCUGGAGGAAAUUGAUGUAAAGAUUAAACUUAAGUUUGAUCAACUCGUAGCUCUUGCAGGAUUGCGUGGAUUAAAAAGAUUGACAAUCCGAAUUGUGGCUGCGAAUAUGUCACAAAAUACGAUCCCAGCUUUGCAAGAAUGCGUCGCAAGACAUUCUCAAACGUUGGAGUUUUUGUACUUACAAUUUAUCAGAUGCAAGGUUACGUCAGGAUUAAGUUUUGAAACGGUGUUCCCAAAAUUAAGGAUGCUUUACUUGGAAACUGCAAAUUUGACAUUUGAAGAGUUUGGAGAUCAAGAUCAAGACAUUUAUUAUGAGGAUGAAGCCUUUAAAGAAGUUGAAAGUCCAAGUGUUGACAUUUUUUAUCUGAAUGGAGCCGUUGAGAAUGGGACCAUGCGUAAACAAUUUGCGGCACUGCAAAAGAUAGAAGUUAUAGAACCACCCGACACGUCUCAUCCAAUCUUGAAAACUAACAAUAUUUCAGAAUUUGGAGUGAAAUAUGGUAUUCAAUUUGUGUACAAUGGGGUGUGGAAAGGACGAAGUUAAUCUACCAUCAAUCAACUUGUCAUUAAUCAUUAGUCAAAUUAUAUGAAUGUUUAAAAAUUGUGACCUAUUUAUUACAAAAUUGACUAUUUAUGAAUUGUUAUAAAAAGGUAUAUUUGCAUUUUGUUGUCAUUUAAAACAAAGCUUGCUUAUUCAAA